This is a messenger RNA of Cuscuta epithymum, 7091 nucleotides long. The record is from the annotation of a GenBank genome assembly. Lineage: Eukaryota; Viridiplantae; Streptophyta; Magnoliopsida; Solanales; Convolvulaceae.
CCUCAACCAAAUAACGUGUAUGAGGUGUCCUUGGAUAGCUUUUGAAGUCUAUUUUUAUAAUUGAGUGGUCUCAGUUCGAGAGGAGAGAGUAAUCAUCCAAAAAUCGAUCUGGAACGAGCAGUGGUCUGUGAACUCGAGCUGUGAGAGUGCUGAGACUGUUUGGUUGAUAUCUCGAGUUUUACCAGUCCAAUUAAGGCGUGUGAGAUACCAAAAGAAAGCUCUCAAGACGAGGAAUCCGUGAAGGUCUGGUUUGCAUCAAUCGGAGUAGAGGAAGGCUUCCAAAUCGCCCGAGCAGAACGCGACCUCGCAGGAACGGAUUUACUCUUCUAAGAAUCGAGUUAGCCGGAAAACACCCGUUCUAGGGGCUGUUUUCGUAUCAACGGUUAGGGGUUGAAUUAGCAACUUGAGGAAGCUGUUUAACACCCAUUUUCAAGCAAGGAACCAGUUCUCAAUCUUCCUUGGCCGAGGCUUUGGUCAUUGGAUCGAGAAGGAAAGUUUUAAAGCUCAUUUGAGGUUGAGGCUAGAGCUUGCUUCCUGUGCUCGUUGCUCGAGUAAUCAUCUAGGAGGGAAGACUUGGUUCGUGCUUCCUCCAUUCGGUUUUUAAACAUUAAUAAACAUGCUCAUGGAUAUUUUACAAUAGAGCCUGCGCGCUCAUGAAUAGCCAUGUGUGGCCCUUUUGUUUUAAACAAUGUUUUCCGCUGCGUUAUGAAUUACUUAUUAUGUUUGUUUAUGGAUGUAUAUGUGUGAAUGAUAUUCAAGACGCCUUGUAUAAUAUGAAAGUGUUGGACUGCGGUUGACUAUUCGUAUUGUACGGCGGGUUGUUGACGUGUCCGGAUAGGUCCGGGGCGUGACAAUUAAGUUGGUAUCAGAGCCUUAGUCCAUAAACUUCAUAAUGAAGUCUCAAAAUUCUCUUUUUGAAAAGAUUUUGAAAACCAUGAGCAUAGAAGUUUUGUACUUGGAGAGCUUUUGGUACUUGGGUUGCAAGGUCUCUAAUUGUUAAGAUGGUACCCUUAGCAAUUGGUAUGGCAGUGACUCGAGCCAAAAUGUGUCUUAAGUACCCAUCCGUCAAUUGACAUUUGAUACGAGUCUAACGACUCUUUCCCAAUUUCUUUCAGAAAUGGACCGUGGUGGCAGGAUUACUAGGAGAAACCCGACCGGCCGUGUACCAGAGGAGACUGGACAGGGCAGUCGAAGGACCUCUAGGGCAUCUAGAGGAGCUGGCCGUGGAGGCCGAUCACAGACCGUGAGUGACGGUCAUGUCGACACAGAAAGUGAAACCUACUGGUCCUAUGAGGACUCGACUUACCAACCGGGGACCGAGCCGGUUGAGACCCCUUACGAAGGGGAUGACGAUGAUGUGAGCGAUGAAGAGGGGGAGAAUGACUCCCUAGCAAGAAUAGAGGCGCUGCUCCAACAAUAUCAACGGGAGCGCGAGGAAAGGAGGGAACGCCGAAGGCGCCGAGGAGGGCGAACUUCGGGUGGGGCUUCAAGAGGAAGAAGCCAUGGCGACUCUAGGGCCCACAUUGAACCACAUGGGGGCCGGGGUGAUGGAGGUCCGAUCAUAAGGAUCUCCAAAUACCUCAAGGAGGCACGAGACUUGGGGUGCAAACCCUUCAACGGAGCGGGUGACAUCUCGGUCGCCGCGGAAUGGAUCAAGAGGCUGAACGAAGCAGCCCUUGAUAUGCAACUCACCCCCGAGUUUAAGCUAAGGGUGGCGGUGAGGUUGCUCGAAGGGAUGGCAUCCACAUGGUGGGACGGAGCCAAGGGAAAGUAUGGCAACACGGUGACUUGGGAGAAUUUCCGACAGGAGUUCUUUGCCCAAUAUUAUUCUGAUUUUGAGGUGAACGCUAAAAGGAGAGAGUAUACCCUCCUGACCCAAGGUGGCAAAAUGACGGUGAGGCAACUUGAACACAAAUUCAGGGAGCUCGCGGAGUUCAUACCGGAGUAUGUGUGUGACGAGAACCGGAUGGUAAAUCACUUCUGGGAUGCCUUAGACCUGGAGGUGCGUGAGAGGGCAACUCAGUUGCCUAACAUGACCUUUAGCCAAGUGGUCGAGCAAGGGUUGAAAGGAGAGAAAGAAUGGGAAGAGAGAAAGUUGAAAAACGCCGAAGAGGCGAAGAAGAGAAAGUGGGAGAACCAUGGACCUCAAGGUCCUAACAAAAAGGGGAACCAUGGGGGAGGGGGAUCUUUUCGGACACCCCCACUGCCAUCUAGGGGAAGUCAAGGCCCGGGCGGGCAAUCACAAGCCUCGGGGGUGACUCGUUGCAAGAAUUGCAAGAGAAACCACCUGGGGAAAUGUCGUGACCCUCCUAGAUGCUACCAAUGCGGAAACACCGGGCACUUGAAGAUGAAUUGCCCACAAUUGGGUGGGGCAAGGUCAUCGGGACCAAGUAGUGGUAAUACCGGGACACGGAAUCAAGCCGGGACUUCACAAGCGUCCAGGGGGCAAGGGGGAGCAAGCGCAAGCAAUGCGCCGUCCGUGAAUCAAGGAAGGACUCAAGCUAGGGUCUACGCGAUGACGGAGGCGGAUGCUCAAGCUAACCCGGAUUCCGUUGCAGGUAUUGCCUCUCGUAUGCUAGUGUUUUGUCCUUAAUUAGUCCAUAAAUUGAGGUUACUAAUCGCUAGGAUUAUUGCACAAGGUUUUGGGGUCAAACCGGGGGAUUUCGGGCAACUUCAGGCGGCUGGAACCCAGGCACGAUCGUGCCUAAGGCAGACACGAUCGUGCCUCCAAGUCAGUAGCUGCCCAGGAAUUUUCCAGCCCAGGCACGAUCGUGCCUAAGGCAGACACGAUCGUGCCUACAAGGCAGUAGCUCCCCAGGUGUUUCCCCAAACCAGGCACGAUCGUGCCUAAGGCAGACACGAUCGUGCCUCCAAGGCAGUAGCCCCCAGGGUUUUUUUCCGGAGCCAGGCACGAUCGUGCCUAUCCCAGGCACGCCGUGCCUGGCACCCAGAUUGCCGAAAGGUGAUUUUUUCGCACCGUUUUGCGACGAUAAGACCUUUUUCUUGAUCCCUAACGUGCGUGUGAACAUUGUAACCUUCUAUAAAUGAGUAGAGAGGGUAGGAAAGAUGUCUUACACGGUUCAUGAAUGUAGGAACACUAAAGAUUAAUGGGAAGGAUGCGCGAAUCCUUAUCGAUACCGUGGCGCAACGUUCAUUUGUGAAUGAAGCAUUCGCCAAGAGAUUGGGAGUGCAAUCCGCACCAUUGAUGCAAACCUUAGUGGUAUCAACACCACUAGGGGACGACGUGGAAAGAACUUGUUAUUAUCCAUCUUGUGGGGUGGAGGUUAAUGGUCAAACCUUGACGUGUGACUUUGUACCGCUGAGCAUGAUUGAAUUCGAUGCAAUCCUAGGGAUGGAUUGGCUAGAAAGGAACCAUGCUAGGGUAGAUUGCUACACGAAGGUUCUUGAACUCGAAGGCAAUGAUGGGGAGACCCUACGCUUCGAGGGCGAUCGAGGGAGAUCAAAUAGCUGUAUCAUAUCCGCCGUGAGAGCGAGAAGUAUGAUGAGAAAGGGAUGCCACGCAUAUCUAGCAUACGUGGUUGACAAAACCAAAGAAGAAACAAACAUCGACGAUGUGAGGGUGGUUUGUAAGUAUCCGGAUGUCUUUCCAAAAGAUUUACCGGGACUUCCACCUGAUAGAGAGAUUGAAUUUGUGAUCGAGGUCGAGCCCGGCACCAAACCAAUCUCCAUACCGCCAUACCGUAUGGCACCCGCUGAACUUAACGAGUUGAAAACCCAAUUGCAAGAGCUUUUGGAUAAUGGUUUCAUUAGACCAAGCCACUCCCCGUGGGGAGCACCAGUCCUUUUUGUGAAGAAGAAAGAUGGGACACUUCGAAUGUGCAUUGACUAUCGUCAACUGAACAAGGUCACAAUCAAGAAUAGGUAUCCCUUGCCUAGGAUUGAUGACUUGUUUGAUCAACUACGAGGAGCAACCGUAUUUUCGAAGAUUGACUUGAGGUCGGGGUACCAUCAAUUGAAGAUUAAGGAAGACGACAUACCAAAGAGUGCUUUCCGCACAAGGUAUGGGCAUUUUGAGUUCCUUGUUAUGUCGUUUGGGUUAACAAACACCCCAGCGGCAUUCAUGGACUUGAUGAACCGAGUAUUCCAUAAAUACUUGGAUCGGUUCGUGAUUGUGUUCAUAGAUGAUAUCUUGAUUUACUCGAAGAGUGAAGAAGAGCACGAGGAGCAUUUGAUACUUGUUCUUGAGACACUACGGGAGAAGCAACUUUAUGCCAAAUUUUCUAAAUGUGAAUUUUGGCUAAAGGAAAUUGGCUUUCUCGGGCACGUGGUUUCAGGAUCGGGAAUUGCUGUUGAUAACAAGAAGAUAGAAGCCAUUACCGAAUGGGAGAGACCAAAGAAUGUCAAGGAAAUUCGUAGCUCGAGUGAUCAUCUAGGAGGGAAGACUUGGUUCGUGCUUCCUCCAUUCGGUUUUUAAACAUUAAUAAACAUGCUCAUGGAUAUUUUACAAUAGAGCCUGCGCGCUCAUGAAUAGCCAUGUGUGGCCCUUUUGUUUUAAACAAUGUUUUCCGCUGCGUUAUGAAUUACUUAUUAUAUUUGUUUAUGGAUGUAUAUGUGUGAAUGAUAUUCAAGACGCCUUGUAUAAUAUGAAUGUGUUGGACUGCAGUUGACUAUUCGUAUUGUACGGCGGGUUGUUGACGUGUCCGGAUAGGUCCGGGGCGUGACAUAUUCGCUCUGUGAUCCAAGGGGUCCAGUCAUUCUGGCUCCAAGUCUUUCCCGUGCCCCAAACCAUUUUAGAUAGAAUUGUCUCGAUUUGCCGAAUCUUUCUAUGGGGCGGCAAGUUCGCCAAAGUGGCUUGGGAUGACAUUUGUCUCCCUAAAGAGGAAGGGGGUCUUGGCAUUCAUAAUGCUAAGGUGUGGAAUCAUGCCCUCCUUGCUCGCACCCUUUGGGACGUGCACUUGAAGAAAGACACCCUUUGGGUGAGGUGGGUGAAUGGUGUUUACCUUAAGGGUAGAACCGUGUGGGACUUUGUUCCACACACCCGAGACUCACAACUUAUGAAAAGAUUGAGUCUUAUUCGGGAUAAAAUUCGGACUUGUUUUAAUAACAAUAAUGAUAUGAUUCUCGGCCUUAAUUCUCGGGCCUCUAAUGGCAAAUUAGCCUCCGCUAAGAUUUAUGAGUUGUUAAGAGUCAAGGGUGAAACUAGGACUCCUAUGAGUUUCAUAUGGAAAUCCUACAUUCCCCCGAAACUCUCUUUUAACGAUUGGCUGGCAUUGAGAAACCGACUUCCUACCCAGGAUAGCCUCGGUUAUCUCCAUAUCGUUAAUAGGUGUGACCUGCGCAAGGGUGAUUUGGAAACAAUACCACACCUUUUCUUCCUUUGCCCGUUCUCUUGUAGGGUUUGGCAGCACAUUAGGACUUGGAUGGGUCUUACUCAUGAGAUGACGACGCUUUUGAGUGUUGUGAAGUGGAUUAAAAAGACGCAUAAAGGUUCGAAAUUGAAGGCUAAAGCUACGCGCAUUGCUUUUUGUGCUACAGUCUACUACAUAUGGCAUGCGCGCAAUGAAAUGAGGUUCGAUGAUAGCAAGAAAACAGAAGAUGAUGUUAUUGCUAAGAUCAAGCACGUGACUUACAAGAUCCUUUUCAACACCUAUCCGCAUGAUUUGGUGACGUUCUGAUGUGGGCACAAAGUUUUUUGGGCCAUGGCAUUUAGUGUUUCUUGUAUACUGUUUUAGUGGUUUGUGCGUGCAUUUUGCAGCACUUGGCUUUUUGUUUUUUGGGCCGUGGCUUUUUAGCGCAUAGGCUUCGUUGAUGUUUGUUGAUUUCAAAAGCUUUCUCCAACCCUCUCCUAUACGUUUGUCACAGGAGGGGGUGGGGGAGCUUUAAAUUUUUGUACUCCUUUUGCUUGGAUGAUAUAUAUUUUUACGUUUCAUCCAAAAAAAAACUAGCACUACUAAAGAGAAAAUAAUAUUGUAAUAAAAUCUUUCCACAAAACUCUUCCUGGUAUGGAGGUGGUUCUGGAGGAGGAUGAACUCUUGCAAUAUGUAUGAAUACAAACUCAGCCACCGUUGGAGCGGCCGACCAAGGCUUCAUGAUCCAACACCGAUACAAAAUCUUAUCCGCAAUCUGUUCAUCCACCAACGUUAUCACCUCCGACAUAGGUGCAAUUCCAAGCGUCAGAACACUUAAAAUCAGAAUAAUCUGCCGCUUCAACCCCAUAUUGAUGGGGCGGCGGAAAAUCUCAACCCCUACAAAGAGGGGAGAUGGCCGCUAGGAUGUUAGAGAGAAGCCAGAGCUCUCCUCUCUCAAGAGAAAGAAGAUUAUUACCAUUGACUUCUUGUGUAAGUGGCUAUAGGGUUGUUACCCUAUGACUUCUUGCUCAAUUGGCUAGAGAAGUAGUUAAAACCUAGGGCUUUGAGAAAGUCACAUGAUGAAGGCACCCUGAGGUGCAUUAUUCGAGGCAGCUUGUGAAAAUUUACAGUAUUUCUAAUGGGAUAUGACAGUCAGUGGCGGACCGAACAUGGGGGCAAAUGGGGGCUGCUGUCCCCCAAAAUUUUAUUUUUCUAGGUAUAUUUAUCCCGAAAUUUUAAUAUAUAUGUAUUUGUACGUAUAUUUUUACCCUGUCACCCCUCCUAGCCGGAAUUCCUGCGUCCGCCGCUGAUGACAGUUUGCAUGAAAAACACAUUCAGGAGAUGACUCCUUGCUAAAGGUAGCUAAAUGUUUAGGGAUAUAGAAAUAGAUGGUGAAAUUUCUUCAAUGAACAUUAGAUUCAACUCCUUGCUAAAGGUAGCUAAAUGUUUAGGGAUAUAGAUUUAGAUGGUGAAAUUUCUUCAAUGAACAUUAGAUUCAAUACACAACGGCUAAUUCGGCUAUAUACUAAAGUUUUGAAAUUUUUUAAUGUGUCAAAUCACUUUGUGAUAUACAAAAUCUUUGAUGUGCAUCAAAUCCCCAUGUCGGGUACAUACAUAAAGAUUGAACUAGCAUAUACAUUUGUCAAAACCACAAAAUCAUAGAAAUGUACUACCCCGUAAUUACUUUUCUUUUAUUCAUCAAUUAAGUUUGUUCUUUCUAGGGAUUGUGAGUAUCAUUUAAUUAUAACUUAGAAUGGUUGAUGCAUUUUUAAAUCACAAUGG